CUGCUGAGGUCUCCCUGGGUGAUGAAGAGGAGCAGGAUGCACUGGUGGUUGGUCACUGUCCUGGGGGUGCUGAGCAGACCUGCCCAGGAGAGCUGCAGUGCCCCGGAGCAGGGGACAGCGGGAUGCCCGCCCGGAGAGGAGCCCAGCGGGGAUCCAGCGGGGACGUGCCGAGCUUGUCCCCCCGGCACCUUCUCCCUGGGGAACGCGUCCUGCGCCGCUCACACCCAGUGCCGGGCAGGGAACAGGGUCCUGGUGACAGCGGGGACCGCGGCGAGCGACAGCCGGUGCGGAGCCUGCCUGCCGGGGUUUCACAGCCCUGGAGGGGAGAGGGAGCCCCGGGGCCGGUGCCUGCCCUGCGCCGCCGCUCCCCGCAGCACCCCGGGGUGCCCAGGCCGGCGGCGAGCCCGCAGCCCCGAAAUGCCGGGCAGGGCACCGGGAGCCAACGGGACACGAGUGACCCUGCUGGGUGAGGAAGAGGAGGAGGCAGCAGCAGCACAGGCAGCCGUGCUGACCGUCGUCCCGGUCUUCUGUGCCAUGGGAUUGCUGGGAAUCCUGGUCUGCAACCUGCUGAAGAAGAAGGGUUAUCACUGCACUGCCAGCAAGGAGCCCCAGCCCGGCGGCACCGGUCCCAGCUCCAUCUACCAGCUGGAGGAUGCCAACGAGGACACCAUUGGGGUGCUGGUGCGGCUGAUCACCGAGAAGAAAGAAAAUGCAGCGGCACUGGAGGAGCUGCUGAAGGAGCAUCAGAGGCAACAGCUGAUGCCACCGAGCUGUGCCCCCCUCAAUAAGCUGCACCUCCUGCCUCAGUUUCCCCCCACCUGCCACCACCAGCAGCACCUGCACACGGUGCAGGGACCGGCCCCGUGUGCCCGCUGUAGCCAGAAGUGGCCCGAGGUGCUGCCAUCGCUCAGUGCCACCAAAGUCCCCAAACCCGGAGCUCAUCCCAGCGAGGUGACCAUCCUCUCCAUUGGCAGGUUUCGGGUGUCCCGGAUCCCUGAGGUGAGGAGCGAGGCGGGGGCUGAGCCCUUCCGUGGUCCCCUCCCCGCCGGCAGCGGGAUGUGA
Sturnus vulgaris (Common starling) is the source of this 1062-nucleotide messenger RNA. Lineage: Eukaryota; Metazoa; Chordata; Aves; Passeriformes; Sturnidae. The record is from RefSeq and is a predicted model, not a curated record.